AUGGGAGGAGGAUUGAGUUGGAGAGUAGAGGUGGAAGGCAUCGGGUUUGGGAUGAUAAUGAGGAUGGGACAAGACAAGACGGUCAGAAUAGCGGGGGGACCGGACAAGACGGUCGGCCAGAAUAGGGCAGGACAGGGCAAGACGGUCGGUCAGAAUAGGGUAGGACCGGACAAGACGGUUGGUCAGAAUAGGGGGAGGACAGGACAGGACAAAACGAUCGGCCAGAAUAGGGGGAGGACAGGACAAGACAGCCAAGACGGUCAAAUAAGAUAA
Anisakis simplex (herring worm) is the source of this 273-nucleotide messenger RNA. The record is from the annotation of a GenBank genome assembly. NCBI's taxonomy places the organism in Eukaryota, Metazoa, Nematoda, Chromadorea, Rhabditida, Anisakidae.